Messenger RNA from Cannabis sativa, 3957 nucleotides. Its product is annotated as protein ALTERED PHOSPHATE STARVATION RESPONSE 1. NCBI's taxonomy places the organism in Eukaryota, Viridiplantae, Streptophyta, Magnoliopsida, Rosales, Cannabaceae. Bases 721 to 3168 code for a protein of 815 amino acids. The transcript is spliced from 4 exons. The record is from RefSeq and is a predicted model, not a curated record.
CCUUAUUAUAAUAAUAAUGCAAAUAAAAUGACCAGAAAGAAAUCAGGUCCCCACAUUCAUAAUUUAUUUUUAUUUUUGGUACUAACUAACCAAAUCAUACCUCCUCCAUCUCAACUCUCAUUUCAAUUCACUACUUUGUUAACCAUUUUUAUUUUUAAAAAUAAUAAUAAUAAUAUUAAUACCAGAGAGAGAUGUUCUCAAAAAGGUACAUCAAUAAAUAAAUAAAUAAAUAAGCCGUUUUAUUUUUUAUUUAUUUUUUAAAAAAUAAUUAUACACCGACGUGUACAGAAAAAUACAGUACAAUACUCUUUCUCUUUCUCUUUCUCUUUGUUUCUCACACUAACACUAUACUGUCUGAUACAGUGUGAAGUUUCUCUCUCCUAUAGUUUCUUUGGGCUUCUCUCUCUUUCUCUGCUACUGCUACUACAAUACAAGCCGACGACAAAACUCCGCGCUGGCAAAGAUUCCCUCUUCACCCUCCCACACAAUCUCUCUCUUUCUUUCUUUCUUUCUCUUUUUCUCUUUAUCUUCUUUUCUUCUAACCCUAAAAAUUUUCCCCAGAAACAAACGCUGCCCCACUGUCUACAUCGCUAUCUCAAUCAUGGCCGUGGUUUACUUGAUCUACCCAUCAUAACUCACCCUCCUCUAUCUUUUCAACCGGUCCGUAAUAAUAAUAAAAAAAAUUAUUAGCUUAAAGAAAAAGAGAAAAAAAAAAAGAUAAUGGGCUGCGCCAGCUCUAAGGUCGAUGAUCUCCCGGCGGUGGCGCUCUGCCGAGAGCGCUGUGACCACCUUGACCGAGCGAUUCAACAGCGUUUUGCCUUUGCUGAGUCUCACAUGGCUUACAUUCUCUCUCUUAAAGGUAUUGGUAACUCAUUGCAAACUUUUGUUCAGCAGGAGUUAGCUAAUUCUUCUGGGGCUCCUCCCUCUCCUAAGCUUAAUCUUCCUCCUCAACGGAAAGGCGAUCCUGAUGUAAGUAAGACUAUCAAAGCUUCGAAAUCGCCGCACAAUCACGACAAUUCCGAUGCUCAUCUACAAUUCCACUCCGAUUCGGACUCAGAUGAUUCGGGUUCGCUUCACCAUUCGGAUCAUUCAUCGCCUUUGCACAGUCCCGGUGGUAUGUAUGGUUACAUGGAAACGGAUCAAGGAGGAUUGGGCUCGUAUGGAGGAGGGUUUUUAAAUAUGAAUUAUAUGCAGAAUAAAGCUACGCCUUCUGUGGUCUACCAGCAGAGACCCCUCAGUCCCGAGAUCAUACACCAUGUGGGUGACGCUUCUGCUUCUUCUUCUUCUUCAUAUUACCCUUAUCCUAAUCAUAUGAGCAAUAAUCAGAAUCAAUAUUCGUAUUAUGGGUAUGACAAUUAUGCCAGUGGGAUGGGUGGGUAUUAUGGUAAUUCUUCGCCGCCUCCUUAUGGGGCUAUGUCGGCUGGAGCUUCCCAGGCUGUGGCGUCUUCGUCUAAGCCACCUCCUCCUCCGCCUUCACCACCGAGGGCUUCGGCUUGGGAUUUUUUGAACCCAUUUCAGGCCGAGGACAAGUACUAUUCACAGUACACCCCUAGCCGAGACUCGAGGGAGGUAAGGGAAGAGGAGGGAAUUCCUGACUUGGAAGACGAGGAAUAUCAGCACGAGGUUGUGAAGGAAGUUCACGGUGAUCAAAGGUAUGCUGCAGCUGAUGGUGGGAAGCAUGCCAAGGCGGCGGCCGCUGCAGCUGCUGAUGACAAGGUUAAUGAACCAGAGGUCUCACAUUAUCAGACUAGGCCGCGUGAAUCGAUGGAGAAUGAAGGGAUGGAAUAUGAGGUUCACGUCGUGGAAAAGAAAGUUGUUGAUGAAGAGGAGAGGUCGAAGGACCGCGGUGGCGGGGCUGCAUUCAAGGGUCGAGGUGGUUAUCGAGAUGUUUUUGAAGCGGUAAGGGAAAUUGAGACCCAGUUUCAACGAGCUUCAGAGUCUGGUAAUGAAAUUGCUCAGAUGCUCGAGGUGGGAAAGCUUCCGUACAACCGUAGACAUGCUUCCAAGAUGUUACACGUGGGUACUCAAUCUCUGUCGGUAAUGUCCUCACAGCCGUCUACAUCUAAGGCUGCAGAGUCCUCUUCGUCUGCGGCUGCUCCUGCCCAGUUGGACUUUGAGGAAGAAUUACGGACCACGUCAAAAAAUCUUUCUUCUACAUUACAUAAGCUGUAUCUUUGGGAGAAGAAACUCUACAAUGAAGUUAAGGCUGAGGAAAAAAUGCGGGUAAUGCAUGACAGGAAGUGCCGUAAGCUGAAGCGAUUGGAUGAAAGAGGUGCUGAGGCACACAAAGUUGAGGCAACUAGAACUUUUAUAAAGGGUCUAUCCACAAAGAUAAGAAUUGCAAUUCAAGUUGUUGAUAAGAUUUCCGUGACAAUUAACAAGAUCAGAGAUGAAGAAUUAUGGCCACAAUUAAAUAAAUUAAUUCAAGGGUUAACCAGGAUGUGGAAAUGUAUGCUUGAAUGCCAUAGCAUUCAAUGUGAAGCCAUCAGAGAAGCUAGAGCUCUAGGCUCUAUUGGAUCUGGUAAAAAGCUUGGUGAUGCUCAUCUCGAAGCAACUUUGCAGUUUGGGCGUGAGCUUAUUAACUGGACUUUCAGAUUCUCUACUUGGAUAAGUGCCCAGAAGGGUUAUGUGAGGGCCAUAAAUGAUUGGCUAGUCAAAUGUAUUUUCUACGAGCCUGAAGAAACAGCUGAUGGAAUAGUUCCUUUCUCACCUGGGAGGAUGGGUGCGCCUCCUGUUUUUGUAAUCUGUCAUCAAUGGUCGCAAGCUAUGGACAACAUAUCUGAAAAGGAAGUGGUUGAUUCUAUGCGUGUAUUUGCCUCGAGUGUUCUUCAGAUCUGGGAACAAGAUAAGCAUGAAAUGCGUCAACGAAUGAUGGCAAACAAGGAUCUAGAGAGAAAAGUUAGGAACAUGGAUAAAGAGGAUCAGAGGAUGCAGAAGGAAAUUCAAGCAUUUGACAAGAAAAUGGAGCUUGUCACAGGGGAGAAUAACAAUCUAUCUGUAAGUGGACAUAUUGUAUAUCAAAGCGACACUAGUAAUGCUAGUCUGCAGGCUAGCCUGCAACGUAUUUUUGAGGCCAUGGAAAAGUUCACAGCUAACUCAUUGAAAGCUUAUGAGGAGCUUCUGCAGCGCAGUGAAGAAGAAACUCAUUCGAGAGAGCAAGAGACAUAGGGCCGUGUUAUGAAAUGUUAAUGGGUUCAUCCCUUGCCAGGAGUCUUGUACUCCGUUUAAGUGCUCAACUGCUGUUGGUGGUUCUUGCUAGCUAUGAGAAACAAGACAAGUUGAAGCCUGCAUGUAUGCACGACUAAGCAUCAGUCUGCAAUCAUCUGGAUCUAUAUACUAUAUUUUAAAGCACUGUCAUUCAGAUUAUAUUAAAAUUGCAACUUUGAACUACCUAAACUGCCAAGGGUGAAAAGGAAGAGACAGAUUGAAAGUCCAAACUAUUUGGAAAACUGCCGUUGAAUUGGCUUUAACGGUGCAUUCAGGAAUCAGAAGCUGAUCUUGAGUUGCUCUGGCAAUAAUGCAGCUGAGUCGAACACGGGAUUAUUUCCUGAACUUUCCUCAAUGCAAGGGGUGAAAUUGAAACAAUGCCAUCUAUUAAAGUCGGGGCUCUGAAGUCUUGAAGUUAAUCUUAUUGCAAUUGGAUCCCAUUGAAAGAAGCAUGCACAAAUGGGGCCAACUGCAUAAUUUCAGUAAGCCAAAAUCCUUUCAAUUUUGCCUGAUGACGAGAUUGAGUAGUGUAGGUAUAUGUAUAUUUGAUGGGCUUGUUUGAGUGUGACGCAAGUCAGCUUAAUGCCCCAUUAAUUAUAAAAUCUUGUACCAUGUAUAGAUUCCCUUUUCCUAGCUUAGCUUAUUUUGUUUGAUAUUUAAUUGAAUUAUUGUACAGAAGACUUUCCUUUUCCUUUGACAUUUUAGCCAAGUGAGAACACUUUUAAUAAUAAGGCGGGGUUUGGAAAUUAA